AACCCCAAAAUGAAAACGGAAAAAUAUAGUAAAAAUAGACAAAGCAUAGGGAUAAACCCACCAGAGACAAAUCAUGCUGAGAGAAGACCUUUCUCUACCCCGCCACCCGGUUGCAGUCCUCCGUAUAUCCACGAUCGUGUGUGCGUCCCAGGAAAACAACAGCCACCCCGCACCAAAGCCUUUCGACACAAGACUAUAUACUUUACCAUCCUGUCUGCAACAGCUCUUGAGGUUGAUUCCCCAUUACGCUGCUCAAACUCUAACCGGAAGGGUUUCUUUGUCCGGUAAAUACUCUUUUUCCAUCGUCGUCUUCAUCGUCAUCGUCGUCAUCACCACCAGCAGCAGCACAACUCUCUCUCUUUUGCCCACCACCACAACACCUACAAUCCACUCCCUCCAAUCCAAUCUACCUACCUACCUACUUCUACUUCUCCUACCUCUCCUCCUCCUCAUCCUCUUCCUCAUCCCGAGUUCUCCUUCUUGUUGCUCCCUCCUUGACCCUUUUGACGCGCUCACCCUCACGCCCCCGCCUUUCCCCUUCCCUUCCCCUUGCUCUCCCCCCCUCCGCCUCUCCACCUCCACGCAGGCAGAGAGACCACUGCUCCUCCCAUCGUCCACGCUCCCUCCCCCAUGCCCAUGAGUCUCCCGGCCCCGGUGCUGCAGCAGGAGAAGCGCCAGCAACGUCAGUCCAAAAGAAAAAGCUAACCGGCUCCCGUAAGCGA
Messenger RNA from Amorphotheca resinae ATCC 22711, 722 nucleotides. RefSeq lists its product as hypothetical. The record is from RefSeq and is a predicted model, not a curated record. NCBI's taxonomy places the organism in Eukaryota, Fungi, Ascomycota, Leotiomycetes, Helotiales, Amorphothecaceae. The transcript has a single exon. Bases 74 to 640 code for a protein of 188 amino acids.